This is a messenger RNA of Thamnophis elegans (Western terrestrial garter snake), 765 nucleotides long. RefSeq names its product 40S ribosomal protein S2-like. Gene Ontology annotation, molecular function: RNA binding; structural constituent of ribosome. The record is from RefSeq and is a predicted model, not a curated record. The transcript has 2 exons. Lineage: Eukaryota; Metazoa; Chordata; Lepidosauria; Squamata; Natricidae. The coding region runs from base 1 to 765 and encodes 254 amino acids. Gene Ontology annotation, biological process: translation. Gene Ontology annotation, cellular component: cytosolic small ribosomal subunit; ribosome.
AUGCGGGAGGCCCACUUCUACUUGUCCCAGGCACCUCACACUGGCUUACCUCAGAGACCCUACAGCCAGGCAACCUACACCCCAUCACCUGCCUCGCCUCGCCUCAGUGGCACCAACAUACCAUGCAGCCUCAUGCCCGGCUGCGAGCAAGCAGGCUGCGGGGGCUAUGAGUUCUUCCUGGGUUACUUGCUGAAGGAUGAAGUUUUGAAAAUCAUGCCAGUGCAGAAGCAAAAACGGGCAGGCACCAGGUUCAAGGCCUUUGUUGUUGCCAUUGGGGAUGACAAUGAUCAUGUUGGUCUCAAAGUCAAGUGCUCUGAAGAAGUUGCCUUGACCAUUUGUGGGGCCAUCAUACUGGUGAAAGUCUCUAUCGUGCCAGUGAGGCGAGGCUAUUGGGGAAACAAGCCUCACCCUAUGCCAUACAAUGUGACAGGCCGGUGUGGGUCCAUCCUGGUUUGCCUCAGUCCUGCCCCAUGUAGCACAGGGAUUGUGUCUGCCCCUGUUCCCAAGAAGCUAAUGAUGAUGACGGGAAUUGAUGAUUGCUACACCUCAGCCAGGGGCUGCAAUGCUAAUUUUGCAAAAAUGAGCAAUUUUGCUAAAGCCACCUUUGAUGCUGUUUCCAAGACUUACAGUUAUCUGUCCCCUGAUCUCUGGAAAGAAAUGGUUGUCACUAAAUCUCCUUGUCAGGAGUUCACUGAUCAUCUGGUGAAGACCCACACUACCAGAGUGUCUGUGCAAAGAACUCAGGCAGCUGAUGUGGCAACCUAA